This is a messenger RNA of Xenopus laevis (African clawed frog), 3307 nucleotides long. It is a transcript of the gene lnx2.L, whose product is annotated as ligand of numb-protein X 2 L homeolog. Gene Ontology annotation, molecular function: identical protein binding; metal ion binding; ubiquitin-protein transferase activity. The record is from RefSeq and is a predicted model, not a curated record. Bases 215 to 2266 code for a protein of 683 amino acids. NCBI's taxonomy places the organism in Eukaryota, Metazoa, Chordata, Amphibia, Anura, Pipidae. The transcript is spliced from 10 exons.
UCAGUAGCAGCAGCACUAGGAGGAGGAGGGAGGGGGAGUGAGCCCGGCACCUCUCCCACUCAGGCAUAUUGGGAGAUCAGGACAGUGCUGUACCGCUCACACAUGCGUCUCCUUUGAUUGCACAGAGCCCGGCCGCUGCAGGGGAAGAAGAGCCCAGCCAGGGACAAAAGAAGGCUAUGAUCCAAACUGAGGCCUAGUUGCUGAACAAUUCACCAUGACGGCUACCACCGAGGAGCUAGUGUUAAUGGAGGACGAUGCUUCGUUGAACCCCCUGUGUUUCGAGUGUGGUCAGCAGCACUGGACAAGAGAGAACCACCUGUACAACUAUCAGAAUGAAGUGGACGAUGACCUGGUUUGCCACAUUUGCCUUCAGCCUCUACUGCAGCCGCUGGAUACCCCUUGCGGCCACACCUUCUGCUUCAAGUGCCUCAGAAAUUUCUUACAAGAGAAGGACUUUUGCCCGCUGGACCGAAAAAGACUGCACUUUAAGUUGUGCAAGAAAUCCAGUAUCCUCGUUCAUAAACUGCUGGAUAAACUUGUGGUUUCUUGUCCGUACUCUUCCACUUGCAAAGAAACCAUGCAACGGUGCGAUAUGGAAGCUCAUCUUAAAAACAGGUGUCCAGGGGCCUCUCACCGGAGGGAGCUACUAAACCAGCACAGGGCCAGCAAACUGCAGAUCGAAAUCGAAGGCGAAAACGGAUCGGUACUGAUCGAUCAUCAUGGAUCGCCAGAAUCGGACAAAACUACGAGUGGAUCGGCGCUAACGGAGAGGAACGUGACACCAUCUGUGAUGCCCGGGUGGAUGGAGGAGCACGGCUUUGAUAACCCAGCCUUUGAGGAGAGCACAGCAGCUGACGCUACACAUCCGCCUCCCAGCUUGCCCGAAGGGGAAAUCACCACUAUUGAAAUCCAUCGCUCCAAUCCUUACAUUGAGCUGGGAAUCAGCAUAGUGGGUGGGAACGAGACUCCUCUGAUAAACAUUGUGAUCCAGGAAAUUUAUCGGGACGGCGUCAUUGCCAGGGACGGGAGGCUUCUUGCCGGCGACCAGAUACUUCAAGUAAAUAACUUUGAUAUCAGCAAUGUGUCGCAUAACUAUGCCCGAUGGGUCCUGUCUCAGCCUUGCUCUGUGCUGCAUCUCACGGUGCUGCGGGAGAGACGUUUUGGGAGUCGAGCACAAGGGCACGGGGACGGCGGCUCGCAGAGAGAUGACAGUUUUCAUAUCACCCUCAACAAACGCGGUUCCAAUGAACAGCUGGGCAUUAAGCUGGUGCGCAGAACUGAUGAGUCAGGCGUUUUUAUCCUGGAUCUGUUGGAAGGUGGGCUGGCGGCGCAGGACGGGAGGCUGCAUAGCAACGACAGAGUACUCGCCAUAAACGGCCUUGAUUUAAAGCAUGGAACUCCGGAAUUGGCUGCUCAGAUUAUCCAGGGCAGCGGGGAACGUGUAAACUUAACUGUAUCUCGACCCGUGAAGCACCAGCCUGGGAAUAUAACAAGAGAUCUGGGGAACAGCCAGCCCCACAAUCACACGCCGCAAGUUUAUCACCACAGGCCCAGCGCACAUAAGGAUCUGGCCCAGUGUGUUAAAUGCCAAGAAAAGCAGAUUACAGUGAAGAAAGAGCCCCAGGAAUCACUGGGCAUGACGGUGGCAGGGGGAAGAGGCAGUAAAAGCGGAGAGCUGCCAAUCUUUGUGACCAGCGUCCAACCUCACGGCUGUCUCGCAAGGGACAGCAGAAUCAAGAGAGGGGAUGUGCUGCUGAGUAUCAAUGGCAUUGAUCUGACCAAUCUCAGUCACAGCGAAGCAGUGGCCAUGCUGAAAGCCAGCGCUACCUCCUCGGUGGUCUCUCUGAAAGCAAUCGAGGUGGAGGUGGUGGAGGAGCAGACGCAAGGCAAAGAGGAAAUGAGCACAGUCAGUGAAAAUGAAUACGAUGCCAGUUGGUCUCCAUCAUGGGUCAUGUGGCUGGGCCUUCCCAGUUGCCUUCAUAGCUGCCAUGAUGUUGUUCUGCGGAGGAGCAACCUGGGGAGCUGGGGCUUCAGUAUUGUGGGGGGUUAUGAGGAGAAUCACACAAACCAACCUUUCUUCAUCAAGACUAUUGUGCUCGGGACUCCGGCUUACUAUGAUGGUCGACUCAAGUGUGGGGAUAUGAUCGUUGCCGUAAAUGGGCUCUCAACUGUUGGAAUGAGCCAUUCCGCCCUGGUGCCGAUGUUGAAGGAGCAGCGGAGCAAAGUGACUCUCAGCGUUAUCUCUUGGCCUGGAAGUCUCGUUUGAACCUUCAGAUUUUAUGAGCCAAGUCUCAUGCUCAUGUGAUAGCUGGUUAAAAGCUGGGCCAAAUCUCCUCCACAAUCGUUUGAAUGAUUACUUGAUCGUUUGUCCUUGAUUGAUUGACUUAUUCUGAGCUGGUAAAACAGAUUUUCCCUAUGAAUGAGCUACGUGAAACGUCUCAAGCCGGAGGGCCUGCUGCAAUGCCUCAAGCCCAUGAAGCUGUUUCUUCAUCUUAGUAACGACUUCAGCCUGAUUUCUGUUAACUUGGGGCGUACUCACCUCAACUUUGGACUCAGUCACCAUUUCGCUUGUUCUUUGACAACUUUGGGCGGAAUCACCAUUUUUCUUGCUCUUUUUUUAACUGUGGGUCUGGUCACUAUUUUGAUUGCUCUUUGGUAAUUCUGGGCAUAGUCACCAUUUCUUAGCUCUAAUAUUUAAGCCUAACCUCCAUUUUAUUGCUUUUUGUUAAGCCGGAUCCCAGUGACCAUACUUGCUCGCUCUUUCUUAACGUUGGGUCUAGUCAACAUUUCAUUGCUCCAUUCACUUUAGGCCUAGUCACCACUUUGCUUGAUUUUCGUUACUUUUGGGCAUAGUCAUCAUUUCCAUUCUUUAUUAGCUUUGGGUCUCAUCACCACUUUGCUGGCAGGCUAAACUACAUUAGGCCUGAUUUGCUGGUUCCUUGUUAACUUUGGGCCUAGUCAUAAUUUUGCUUGGUCUUUGUUAAAUCUAGACGUGGCCAUCCCUUUUUUCUAGAUACCUUUAAGCCUAAACACUAUUUUUACAUGCACUUUGUUAAAUUUGGGGCUGGUCACCAUUUUCAUAUUCGUUCUUAACUUUGGUCCUAUUGACCCUUUUUUUUCUUACUCUUUGUUAACUCUGGGUCUAGUUGCCACUUUGUUUACUUUGGACAAGUUUAACUAGUUACCGUUUUCCUUGAUAUAAUGAAAAUGUAAUAUAAGCUUCAGCACACUGAAAUAAGGAGUUUUCUGAAUAUAAUCAAUUAAAUAUUCUGUACUGUUUCUGAAAUAACCAAGUUUAUAUUCACUA